Molecule: messenger RNA, 1004 nt
Organism: Parathielavia appendiculata
Lineage: Eukaryota; Fungi; Ascomycota; Sordariomycetes; Sordariales; Chaetomiaceae
Exons: 2
Coding region: 209-532 (107 amino acids)
Source: RefSeq, a predicted model, not a curated record
UCCACUGGGGCGAGUUAUGUGAGCUGGAAGACGAAGCUCAAAGGAAAAUUCGACAAUCACGGAGGGGCGUGAGAUUCCGGGGCCACGGGCCGUUGGGGCCGACUCACUCUCCAAAAACCGCAGAGGUGAUCCGUGCACGACACGACCGAGAUGCGUCAAUGCCUGAAUCUUCGACGGGAACGCAGACGACUCCGGAAAGAGCAUCAUUAUGAGCCACUCCGUGCUCUUACUCCUCGCCGUCUUGUCGUCAAGUCUGAGCUGCUGUGACUUCCCUUCGCAAUCUCGAUACUCCGCCAAUGACUGCAUGUAUCAGGCCGCUAGGAGCUUUGAGAAGGUUGGCGAAUUUGGGAGCUUCGACUUCGAGCUGGUGGCGAGAGUGGCAUUCUGGGAAGCCCGGUUGCUGUUUUCACUUCUUAACCUCGUGUUUAUCCCGCAUCAGCUCUCCGUAUAUUUAGUCUCGGCCGGACAGCAACGAGGCCCGCAGACGACCUUGACCACCAGCAUGAGACUCUGUUUCAAGACAAAACCCUAAGGAGACACGACGGCCUCAGCAGAGCGAAGAGUUCACUGUUGAUCCAAAUUCGAACCGGGGCCAUAGGCCUUCGGGCUUUCUUAUUCGAAAGGAGAGUCCCAGAGAUUCUGACGCCUAUAUGCGAGUGUGGAGAGGGGCGAGAGACUGUCGAACACCUUGUGAUGUGGUGCUUGGCCCCACCGUUGACUCGAAGAUGGGAGAGAGCCGAGGUUAGAACGCGAAGGGACAUUUAUUCUGUUCUACAGGGAAUCAGUCCCAAAGCUGCACGGCUAACGGGGAGGAUCCUGGACUGGCUGAUGGACUCGGGGAAACUGCCGAUGUACAGUCUGGCCAGGAGGCUGGAGCUGGAGCUCGCGGUCUGAUAUCCCUUUCCUUCGAAGGCCAAGAGGCCUUCUCACUUUGUAUUUGCAGGAUCGCACACUGAUCGUUUCCUUGAUUGUCGAUAUGGGUUUUUCACCCGGCCCACGAGGGC